Molecule: messenger RNA, 1623 nt
Organism: Adineta ricciae
Lineage: Eukaryota; Metazoa; Rotifera; Eurotatoria; Adinetida; Adinetidae
Source: the annotation of a GenBank genome assembly
AUGGAGUCGCUGCCCGAUGAAUUGCUCCUACUCAUUUUCCGUUAUUUGAGAAAACCGGAUAUUAUUUGUGCGUUUAGCAAUCUCAAUUCUCGUUUUCAACAAAUAGUCGAUCCUUACAUCCACAAUAUCGAUUUAACACCAGCGAACACUGUUAACUACAAAACAAUUCGUCUAAUUCUUGACGAUAUUGUUCCACUAUAUGCUGAUCAAAUUCAGUCUCUCACCUUCGACCUCGGUCGACACCUAUCUUUAUUCUGGCCGUAUGUGCAUCAUUUCAACAAUCUGAAAUCUCUCACUAUCGAAUCCGAUAACACUCGUGAGUUCCAUUGUGUGUAUCAACUAAAUGAAUUCCUUACGAAAGUUCUUUCCUUACAAACUUUAAUUGAACUUUCACUCCCUUCACGAAAGGAAAUUUUGAGCACGAUUGCUUAUCAUGCAACAUCUCAUCUAUCAACACUAUCUUUAUCACUAUUUCAUGAUCUUACAUUAACUUCGUACAUGCCUAAAAUGCCUUAUAUAAAACGUAUUUUCAUCGCAUUACAUAACGCUGAUUAUUUGCAUUCACUAUUUAUGAUAAUGCCAAACCUUGAAGAACUCAGUUUAUCCUUAUUCAAUGCCAACUGCUAUUACCAAGGUCAUUAUCCAUUACCUGUACCUGUUUCUCUUGCGAACCUGACUGUUAGAUUUGGUGCUUCAACCGAAGAUAGUUAUCUUUGUCGCCAAUCACACUUCAAAUGGAUGAAAGACUUCUUGACGCAGUUUAAAGAUAAUGUAAAAUCGUUGACAUUUAUUGGACUCUAUGUUGAUAACGAAUUCAUUGAGCAGGAUAACAUUCAAAAAUUGGUUCAAAAUUUCUCUCGAUUGCAAGUAUUUCAUUACGAUUUUCACACAAAAUGUCAACCCGAGCGUUGCUUUACAAAUAUGACAAAGAGUUCUAGAGUAAACCAUUUCAUCAUUGAUUCUCCUAUCACUGUUUCGUUAUGUUCGACACCAAAUCAAUUGUAUAUGUGUAAUAAAUUGAAAGUUGUCAACGAAAUAUUUGAUCUUGAACAUUUGUUGUCAUUUUACAAAUUCAAACCGAAUUACAAACUCCGAAAUUUAAGGGAGAUUGUUUGCUAUCACGACCUACAAGAUACGACCUGUAUAAGAAGUCAACUCAUUUCGAGACUGAUCAGUAUGUCGCCAAAUUUACAAACUAUUUCUGUUCACUACUGGCACGAUCCACGAUCACUUAUCAAAUCGUUCAAAGAGCUGUCUUUUGAUCGCUGCAAAACAGUUUCGAAUUUCAAAUAUCUCGCUCAAAUGACAUUUGACGACUAUUGUGAUCCGGGAUUCUUGUACGAACUAGCAACACUGUUUCCGCAAUUAAAAACCAUUACAUUUACAUGGUUUUCACAAAUUAACGAAAAUAAUUCGACACAACUUACUCGUUUGAUUCGACAUCUACGAAAAUAUUUCGCCCAUAUGACUUAUCUAAAAUUCGCAAUAAGCUUGUUCCAUUUUAAUUCUCAGCCACUGUUUGAUAAAAACGGAACAAUGUUGAAUGAACUAAUGCGACAGAAUAUGGCAUACCAUACAAUUGACAGAGAAAGAGAAUCUCGUUUAUUGAAUAUUUUACUAUGA